Messenger RNA from Guyanagaster necrorhizus, 1557 nucleotides. RefSeq names its product carboxypeptidase C. NCBI's taxonomy places the organism in Eukaryota, Fungi, Basidiomycota, Agaricomycetes, Agaricales, Physalacriaceae. The coding region runs from base 1 to 1557 and encodes 518 amino acids. Gene Ontology annotation, molecular function: serine-type carboxypeptidase activity. The record is from RefSeq and is a predicted model, not a curated record. Gene Ontology annotation, biological process: proteolysis. Gene Ontology annotation, cellular component: fungal-type vacuole. The transcript has 9 exons.
AUGAAGUCGUUCAAACUGCUGUUUUUCUUCUUGCCAUUGGUAGCCUCCUUCCCCGCUUACGGGGACCAGGCGGUGUUCACCAACCAUGACUUCAGCGAUGCACUGCAAGUGAUAUUGGAUGGGAAACAGAACAUGGAGAAAUGGGUACACGACGGCAAGGAAUUCAUCAAGCAGGAUAAUCUUAUGUAUGAACUCGUCUCCCAUUCGUCAUUUGAACAACACCAACUUCGAGUCACCAAGCCCAAGUUGUGUGAUCCUACGGUCAAACAAUAUUCUGGCUAUCUCGACAUAGAGGAGGACAAGCAUCUGUUCUUCUGGUUCUUCGAGUCUCGAGAUUCUCCGAAAGACGAUCCUCUAAUUCUGUGGCUCAACGGCGGCCCUGGAUGCAGUUCUUCCACCGGACUCUUGUUUGAGCUUGGUCCUUGUCGCGUGACUGAGUUGGGUCAUAACACCACCUCCAACCCAGACAGCUGGAAUUCCCAUGCGAACAUUAUCUUCCUCGACCAGCCUAUCAAUGUUGGAUACUCGUACGCUGACAACGGCAAGACCGUUUCCACCAGUCCUGUUGCCGGGGAAGAUGUCUAUGCUUUCCUCGAGCUGUUCUUCCAUAGAUUCUCCGAGUAUUCGGAAUUGCCAUUCCACAUCGCUGCCGAGAGUUACGGCGGAACAUAUGCACCGAACAUCGCGAGCGUCAUCCACGAGGCUAACAAGAAGUUGUCUAUCGCCCUCACUCCCAGCCUGAAGAAAGUCAACCUCGCCUCAGUCAUUCUCGGCAAUGGGCUCACCGACCCUUACAUUCAAAUGGGUUCCGUUGCCGACUACGCUUGCGAGGGCCCAUUCCCAGUCUUCAGUGAUCCGGAGGGCCCUGAGUGUACCUCCCUUCGCGCGAAGAUCCCCACUUGCCAAAGGCUCAUCAGUACCUGCUACAGCUUCCAAUCCAGGUUGACCUGUGUACCCGCCAUGCUCUACUGCAAUUCUCAGCUUUUUGGACCUCUUAUGCAAACCGGCCUAAAUCCCUACGAUGUUCGAAAGAAAUGCGACAGAUCCAAGGACAAAGACGGCGAACUGUGCUACAAACAAAUGGGUUGGAUAGAAAACUACAUGAAUGAUCCUUCUGUCAAGCGCGCUCUGGGCGUAAAUUCCGAGCGUAAAUUUGACUCAUGCAACAUGGAGGUCAAUCAGGCGUUUGCGUUUCAAGGAGAUGGAGCGCAUAACAGUGCCAUCCUGUUGCCAGAGUUAAUUAAUGACGGAAUCAAGUUACUCGUAUACGCUGGAAAUGCCGACAUGAUGUGCAAUUACAUUGGUAACUCAAGAUGGGUUGAAGAACUGGAUACGAUUUUCAGUGAGGAGUACAAAGAUGCUGAGUCGCUUCCCUGGACGACUGCGAAAACUGGUACAAUUGCGGGUCAAGUUCGUAGUGCUGGUGGUGAUGGGUUCACUUCGGGAAAUGUCACUUUCGUGAACGUCCACAAUGCCGGACACAUGGUUCCGUACGAUCAAUCAGAGGCUGCCCUGGAUCUGAUUACUCGGUGGAUUAAGGAUAGCCCCCUGUCAUAG